This is a messenger RNA of Eubalaena glacialis (North Atlantic right whale), 6608 nucleotides long. It is a transcript of the gene MAGI2, whose product is annotated as membrane associated guanylate kinase, WW and PDZ domain containing 2. The coding region runs from base 81 to 4406 and encodes 1441 amino acids. Gene Ontology annotation, molecular function: beta-1 adrenergic receptor binding; SMAD binding; type II activin receptor binding. Gene Ontology annotation, biological process: signal transduction; receptor clustering. The record is from RefSeq and is a predicted model, not a curated record. The transcript is spliced from 22 exons. Lineage: Eukaryota; Metazoa; Chordata; Mammalia; Artiodactyla; Balaenidae. Gene Ontology annotation, cellular component: dendrite; cytoplasm.
CCUCCAUCCUCAUUCUCUCAGCACCAACUCCCCUACCCCAAAGGAAUCCCUCAGGAGCUGAGGCGACUCACCCCACUGCCAUGUCCAAAAGCUUGAAAAAGAAAAGCCACUGGACUAGCAAAGUCCAUGAGAGUGUCAUUGGCAGGAACCCGGAGGGCCAGCUGGGCUUCGAACUGAAGGGGGGCGCCGAGAAUGGACAGUUCCCCUACCUGGGGGAGGUGAAGCCCGGCAAGGUGGCCUAUGAGAGCGGCAGCAAGUUGGUGUCUGAGGAACUGCUGCUGGAAGUAAACGAGACCCCCGUGGCGGGGCUCACCAUCAGGGACGUGCUUGCCGUGAUCAAACACUGCAAGGAUCCCCUCCGGCUCAAGUGUGUCAAGCAAGGAGGAAUUGUUGAUAAGGAUCUUCGUCACUACCUCAACUUACGAUUUCAGAAGGGUUCUGUGGACCACGAACUUCAGCAAAUCAUUCGUGACAACCUCUACCUCCGCACAGUGCCAUGCACCACAAGGCCACAUAAGGAGGGUGAGGUUCCUGGAGUGGACUAUAUUUUCAUCACUGUUGAAGAUUUUAUGGAAUUGGAGAAAAGCGGUGCUCUCCUAGAAAGUGGGACUUAUGAAGACAAUUACUACGGUACCCCAAAGCCUCCAGCAGAACCAGCACCAUUGUUACUAAAUGUAACAGACCAGAUACUUCCUGGAGCCACUCCAAGCACUGAAGGAAAACGAAAAAGGAAUAAAUCAGUGAGCAACAUGGAGAAAGCAAGCAUAGAGCCUCCUGAGGAGGAAGAGGAAGAGAGGCCUGUGGUCAAUGGAAAUGGAGUAGUAGUAACACCAGAAUCCAGUGAACAUGAAGACAAGAGUGCAGGUGCCUCAGGGGAGACACCCUCCCAGCCUUACCCUGCACCAGUGUAUAGUCAGCCCGAGGAGGUGAAGGAACAGAUGGAUGAUGCAAAGCCAACUAAACCUGAAGAGCAUGAGGAAUCAGACCCAUUGCCUGAUAACUGGGAAAUGGCCUAUACAGAGAAGGGUGAAGUCUACUUCAUUGACCAUAACACAAAGACAACAUCAUGGCUGGAUCCACGACUUGCGAAAAAGGCUAAACCUCCAGAAGAAUGCAAAGAAAAUGAGCUUCCAUAUGGCUGGGAAAAAAUCGAUGAUCCCAUAUAUGGCACUUACUAUGUUGACCACAUAAAUAGAAGAACACAGUUUGAAAACCCUGUCCUGGAAGCAAAAAGGAAGCUACAGCAGCAUAACAUGCCCCACACAGAACUUGGAACAAAGCCUCUGCAGGCCCCAGGCUUCCGAGAAAAACCACUCUUUACCCGGGAUGCAUCCCAGCUGAAGGGAACAUUUCUCAGCACCACACUGAAAAAGAGCAACAUGGGGUUUGGAUUUACCAUCAUUGGUGGAGAUGAGCCUGAUGAGUUUCUGCAGGUGAAAAGCGUGAUUCCCGAUGGGCCUGCAGCACAGGACGGAAAAAUGGAAACGGGUGAUGUCAUUGUCUAUAUUAAUGAAGUUUGUGUCCUUGGACACACUCAUGCAGAUGUAGUCAAACUUUUCCAGUCUGUUCCUAUUGGUCAGAGUGUCAACUUAGUGUUGUGUCGUGGCUACCCUUUGCCCUUUGAUCCUGAAGAUCCUGCUAACAGCAUGGUGCCACCCCUUGCAAUAAUGGAGAGGCCACCUCCAGUGAUGGUCAAUGGAAGACAUAACUAUGAAACAUAUUUGGAAUACAUUUCUCGGACCUCACAGUCGGUUCCAGAUAUAACAGAUCGGCCGCCUCAUACUUUGCACUCAAUGCCAGCUGAUGGUCAGCUAGAUAGCACGUAUCCACCACCUGUCCAUGACGACAAUGUAUCUAUGGCUUCAUCUGGGGCCACCCAAGCUGAACUUAUGACCUUAACCAUUGUGAAAGGUGCCCAGGGCUUUGGCUUCACCAUUGCAGACAGUCCUACAGGACAGCGGGUGAAACAAAUACUUGACAUUCAGGGAUGCCCUGGCCUGUGUGAAGGCGACCUCAUUGUUGAGAUCAACCAGCAGAAUGUACAGAACCUGAGCCAUACGGAAGUAGUGGAUAUACUUAAGGACUGUCCCAUUGGAAGCGAGACUUCUUUGAUUAUCCAUCGAGGAGGUUUCUUUUCUCCAUGGAAAACUCCAAAGCCUAUAACGGACCGAUGGGAGAAUCAAGGCAGUCCUCAAACGAGUUUAUCUGCUCCGGCCAUACCGCAGAACCUGCCCUUCCCACCCGCCCUUCACAGGAGUUCCUUUCCUGACUCAACAGAGGCCUUCGACCCAAGGAAGCCUGACCCAUAUGAGCUCUACGAGAAAUCUAGAGCCAUUUAUGAAAGUAGGCAGCAAGUGCCACCAAGGACCAGUUUUCGAAUGGAUUCCUCUGGUCCGGAUUACAAGGAGCUGGAUGUUCACCUUCGCAGGAUGCAGUCUGGAUUUGGCUUCAGAAUCCUCGGGGGAGAUGAGCCUGGACAGCCUAUUUUGAUUGGAGCCGUCAUUGCCAUGGGAUCAGCCGACAGAGACGGCCGCCUACACCCAGGAGACGAGCUCGUCUAUGUGGAUGGGAUUCCAGUGGCUGGCAAGACCCACCGCUAUGUCAUCGACCUUAUGCACCAUGCAGCCCGGAACGGGCAGGUCAACCUCACUGUGAGAAGAAAGGUGCUAUGUGGAGGGGAGCCCUGCCCGGAGAACGGGAGGAGUCCAGGCUCCGUGUCGACCCACCACAGCUCUCCUCGCAGUGACUACGCAACCUACACCAACACCCACACCAACAGCAGCGCCUCUCCCCCCGAAGGCUUCGCCUCCCACAGCCUGCAGACCAGUGACGUGGUCAUUCACCGCAAAGAGAACGAGGGCUUCGGCUUUGUCAUCAUCAGCUCCCUGAACAGGCCAGAGUCCGGAUCCACCAUAACUGUGCCACAUAAAAUUGGACGCAUCAUUGAUGGGAGUCCCGCAGAUCGCUGUGCAAAACUAAAAGUGGGAGACCGGAUCUUAGCAGUGAAUGGCCAGUCUAUCAUCAACAUGCCUCACGCUGACAUCGUGAAGCUCAUCAAGGAUGCAGGUCUUAGUGUCACCCUUCGCAUCAUUCCUCAGGAGGAGCUCAACAGCCCAGCCUCGGCGCCCAGCUCAGAGAAGCACAGCCCGCUGGCCCAGCAGCACAGCCCCCUGGCCCAGCAGAGUCCUCUGGCCCAGCCCAGCCCGGCCACCCCCAACAGUCCUGUCGCCCAACCAGCUCCCCCUCAGCCACUUCAGCUGCAAGGACAUGAAAACAGUUACAGGUCAGAAGUAAAAGCAAGGCAAGAUGUGAAACCAGAUAUCCGACAGCCUCCGUUCACGGACUACAGGCAGCCCCCACUGGACUACCGGCAGCCCCCAGGAGGGGACUAUCUGCAAGCCCCGCCCUUGGACUACAGGCAGCCCUCCCCUGACACCAGGCAGUUCCCUCUGUCAGACUACAGGCAGCCCCAGGAUUUUGAUUAUUUCACUGUGGACAUGGAGAAAGGAGCCAAAGGAUUUGGAUUCAGUAUUCGUGGAGGAAGGGAGUACAAAAUGGAUUUGUACGUGUUGAGAUUGGCAGAAGAUGGGCCAGCAAUAAGAAAUGGAAGGAUGAGGGUAGGAGAUCAGAUCAUUGAAAUCAAUGGGGAGAGCACCAGAGACAUGACACACGCCAGAGCAAUAGAGCUCAUCAAAUCUGGAGGAAGAAGGGUCAGGCUACUGCUGAAGCGCGGGACGGGGCAGGUCCCAGAGUAUGACGAUUCCAGCUCCUGGAGUUCUCCCGCUGCCGCCUCCCCAGGUCUGCCGGAAGUAGGCGUCUCCCUCGAGGACAUCCUCUCUCCAUUCUCUCCAUCACAUCCAGCCCCACCAUCCGACCCUAACAACCAGAUAAGCCCAGACCCAACUUGGGAUAUCAAAAGGGAACACGACGUUAGGAAACCAAAGGAGCUUUCAGCCGGCAGCCAGAAGAAGCAGCGCCUCGGGGAGCAGAGCGAGCUUCCGGCAAGCCCGCAGAGGGCCGUGCAGCCGAGGCUCGCGGAGGUGCCUGGUGGCCAGGGGCAGCCUGAGGCCAGCAGGCCCUCCUCAGAGGCCAGGGCACCUGGGCCCACAGCGGUGGACGCAGCACGGGCCAGCAGCAAAGAGGGGCUGCAUGCCACAGUGGGCCCCGAGCUCGGCCGGCGCGAAGGCCCUGGAGUGGCACCUGCGUUUGUGGGCCCAGGCCGUGGCAGGGGUGUGCGGGAGGCUGAGGGCAGGGCAGGCACACGUGCGGGGCCCAGGCAGGGCACGCGGCCCCCGGGGGGAACCCCUGCGCGCAAGGCUGCUGUCGCGCCAGGGCCCUGGAAGGUGCCAGGCUCCGACAAGCUGCCAGGCAUCCUCAAACCCGGCGCCUCGGCUGCAGGCAGAUGAGCCCACUGCCCCGCCUCAAUACCUGCAGGUCGUUCUUCUUAGGUUCCGUCUCAUGGUGUUUUAAUUUAUUUUCACUGUCACAUGCAUAAAUCCACGAGGCACCAAGGCUUGGGAGCACCGACGUGAAGUCCCACGUGUCCAACAAGCAUGGUCCAUACGGCAUCCACGGCAGACCUAAACUGAUCCUAAAGCUCCCAGUUCCACUGCGGGGGCUUUGGCAGCUAUGGAAGAACCAAAAUAACGUGAAGAACAUCACAGAGAGUGCAGUGUAGCUUUAGUAAAACAAGAAAGGAAAAAAAUUCCCCCACUGCAUGAAGGAUUUGGAUGUCAUCCAAACUUUAUAUUGAGAAACAUAUCAAGAAACUGGACAAGUUAAGAGCAAUCACAAACUGGAAUAUCGCCUUAAAAAUCAAACUGCACGGAGCAAGCUGAAACUGAGACAAGAUUAUAUCUUUUAAUUGAUCUGAAGAGUUGUAAAUAAAUUGUUCUGGACAUAUCUAGACAGGGGUUAAAAGGUUUCUUUGAAACAUUCAGAACCGUUCGCCCAUGACAUGUUUCCAUGGCUCACUUGUGGCACCAUCACCAGUUUUAGCAGCAAUGUCCCCUGCAUACUGCAGGAUGAAUUAGAAAUCUAGUGAAUUCAUUGGUGUGAUGCCAUUUUUACUGCCAUUUCUGUAAUCAAGUUUCUGUGCAUUUUCAGUGGUAGAAAAUAAAAGGUUUUAAAAAUUGUAUCCUAGGGAACAGUCUGCCAUAAGUCAAAAUUUUGCAGUUUAGCUCAUAGAUCUUAAUUGGUUUUCAUCUAAAAUAUGAAUUUUAUAACUAAAGGACCACAAUUUGUUAAAUUGAGAUUGGCAACGCUGCAGUUCCUUUAUGAGAGAAGGCCUUCCUGUUGUCUCAGAGUUAGCAGCUUCUUUGACAGCAAUGUUACAUUUCACUCGUUUUGCUGUCUUUUUAAAAAUCCUCUUUCCAUUACUUCAUUUUCACUGAUAGAGCAGAGGCAAAGUAUUUCUCCUAUAUUGCUCAGAUUACAAUGAAUCUCUCCCUAAUAUUAAAAAAUCAUUAGUAUGACCCAUUUAUUUUCAUUAAAGAACAUGGAUCUCUUUAGCAUUUCUUUCUAUUUAUCUUUCUUUCUUAUUAUUUCUCUUUUUAUUUCCAUUUGGUUUGCUUUUUUGUCUAGAUCUUUCUGUUUAUCUUCCUCGUCCAUGGUUGAUGAUACCCUAGUAAAAUUCUAAGGAUUGCCUUUCUUCUCUGCUGUUUUGAUCUUUCUUUGUAAAAUUUUACCUUCAGUUAAUUAUCCAUGCAUUCUUAUUUGUAGCUGCACAUUUAAAAGGCAAAUGUUUCAGAGGGCAGUUUCUCUUUAAUAUGACCUGAAUGAAUGAGGCGUCAUCCUUCCCAUAUUCUGCCCUUUACAGGAGUUCAAAUGCAAAUAAGCCUUACCUCCCUGCCCCUGAAGUCAAAUAAGUAAAACAGGGAGAUCAGGUCCCAUCACACGCGGUCACAUGUAACAGCUUCUGUGGGUUGACACUUUCCCUCUCUUUGUAAUUGUAGUAUCCUGAGCACCAGCUGUUUAAUUUCCAUCAAGCAUAGGUGUAGUUUAGUUGUUUGACAAGAGGAGAAUAUGGUUGAAAGCCUCAAGUGAAGAGUCUUGCAGCCUGUAAAAGCAAUUUCCAAAAAUGAAACCUAGUCAUCAUAAACUAAAGCACAAACACAUGUAGCAGUUUACAGUACUUUUGGUUUAAUCUCAAUUACUCUCUUUCUCCCCUGGACUACAAAUCCAGUAUAGUUUGCCAUUAAUUUAUUGAACCUGGUUUUGGACAAUGCUUCUGUAGUGUAGCUGCACGUCCCGGUACUGUAUCCUCCGACCUUUAUUUUCCAUGUGUUACAAAAGGAUAAAAAAAAUUGAGAUUACGCUUGCAUAAACUCUAAUUUGCACAGUUCACAGCUACUACUUGUGCAGUAAUUGCUUUAUGCAGCUGUAAUCCAUAACCUGUGAAGACAGCACAUCAUCUAAACCCCAUUCCAAAUAAUAUUUCUGUGUAGUGUUAGCUGUGAAUUUACCCUGUACAGCUGUAUCUCUAUAAAUAUAAUUACAUGUAUUAAUAGUCACAGAAAGACUGUAAGUGAGCAACUAUUUUUAUGAAACGCACCACUAUGGAUAAAUUAACUUUUACAGAAAUCUUGUUUACUGUAUGAUAUUCUAAA